CCGCUCGCUGCCGGCCGCCGCCAUGCUGGCGCUCAUCUCCCGCCUGCUGGACUGGUUCCGCUCGCUCUUCUGGAAGGAGGAGAUGGAACUGACGCUCGUGGGGCUGCAGUACUCGGGCAAGACCACCUUCGUCAAUGUCAUCGCGUCAGGUCAAUUCAGUGAAGAUAUGAUACCGGUGGGCUUCAACAUGAGGAAAGUAACUAAAGGUAACGUCACAUAAAAGAUCUGGGACAUAGGAGGACAACCCCGGUUCCGGAGCAUGUGGGAGCGGUAUUGCAGAGGAGUCAAUGCUAUUGUUUACAUGAUAGAUGCUGCAGAUCGUGAAAAAAUAGAAGCCUCUCGAAAUGAGCUCCAUAAUCUUCUAGAUAAACCACAGUUACAAGGAAUUCCAGUACUAGUACUUGGAAACAAGAGAGAUCUUCCAAAUGCCUUGGAUGAGAAACAGCUAAUUGAAAAAAUGAACCUGUCUGCUAUUCAGGAUAGAGAGAUUUGCUGCUAUUCAAUUUCUUGCAAAGAAAAGGACAAUAUAGAUAUCACACUUCAGUGGCUUAUUCAACACUCAAAAUCCCGAAGAAGCUGAGACAUCCUCUGACGUCUUCCAGUCCUUCUUGGCUAUAAUCCUACAACUACUGUCCGUUCCUCUGAAGUACUUCCCAGAACAUGGUCCUUCCUAAACCCAAGAAAUUGCCUUUCUCAGAGUUUAUUUCUCAUGUGCACUGCUGAAGAUGUAUAUUCUUAUCCUUCAUAACAAAUCAGCUGGAGUUGUCAUGAUAUAAGUCAGCACACACUAAAAGGCUUCACACACUUGUCUAGUGUGUAGAGGCAUCUUUCCUUUUUCUUUUUUAAAAAAC
Peromyscus leucopus (white-footed mouse) is the source of this 851-nucleotide messenger RNA. RefSeq names its product ADP-ribosylation factor-like protein 8B. Gene Ontology annotation, molecular function: GTP binding; GTPase activity. Gene Ontology annotation, cellular component: lysosomal membrane. The record is from RefSeq and is a predicted model, not a curated record. NCBI's taxonomy places the organism in Eukaryota, Metazoa, Chordata, Mammalia, Rodentia, Cricetidae. Gene Ontology annotation, biological process: anterograde axonal transport; protein transport.